UUACACCACGUCAGCAAAAAUUAAAUCAACGGAUAGAUAUGAGAUAAGAGUGUUAUCGCUUACCUUCCGAGCAAUCCUAGCCGUUGCUUACCCUCACCGUCUCUGGUUCCUUAAUAAUCCUCCCGGCGAUCUGGGAAGAAGAGAGAAAGAAAGAGUGUAAAGCAAAGAGAGAAUGAUCCGCACAACUCUGCUGUUCCUUAUCAUCGUCUUCUGGACGCAAGUACUACAUGCGCAGCUUGUGCCGCCGGCGAGGCCCGAUGGUUUCGUUUACCCACCGGGUCGUCGCGUUGACCCGGAUAGCAUACUGAUCGAGGCGUUUUUUGACCCCGUUUGUCCGGAUAGUAAAGACGCUUGGCCGCCUCUGAAGCAAGUGUUUCAACGCUACGGAUCUCGCGUUUCUUUUCUACUUCACCUCCUCCCUUUACCGUAUCAUGACAAUGCAUACUUAAGCUCUCGGGCUUUACACAUUGUGAAUGCUUUGAACGCCAAUGCUACCUUCAGUUUACUGGAAGGCUUCUUUAAGCAUCAGGCAUUGUUCUACAACGCCCAAACACAACUCCUGUCAAGACCCGAAGUUGUGGAAAAAAUUGUCAAGCUUGGAACAGGAACGUUAGGAAACUCGUAUCAACAUGUUCUCAAAUCCGGCUUCAACAAUACAAUAUCAGACCGUGCAACCAGAGUUUCCUUCAAGUAUAGCGCUUCAAGAGGGGUUUAUGGAACACCAACCUUCUACGUCAAUGGGUUCGUAUUGCCAGAUGCUGGUUCUCCCUUAGAUUUUGGAGGAUGGAGAAAAGUUAUCGAUCCUCUGGUUCAAACACACAAGGUCCAGAUGCGAGAUGAUAUCAUUACCUCCCUUUGAUAAGUGCUUUUGCUAAUGUAGUAGUAUCAAAUUAAAAAAAGGUGCUUUUGCUAUGUCCUGGUGACGACCAUCUGUAAAAGUGUAAAGUAAAUAUACUCGGUCAAACCCAUCUGUUGUACAUUGUAAACUCUCUGUAAUGUAUCUGUAGAUUGACCUCCGUCAUCUCUGACUGAUCUUAAAGUGUUUUUGCUGUCUC
Raphanus sativus (radish) is the source of this 1055-nucleotide messenger RNA. RefSeq lists its product as uncharacterized. Bases 173 to 859 code for a protein of 228 amino acids. NCBI's taxonomy places the organism in Eukaryota, Viridiplantae, Streptophyta, Magnoliopsida, Brassicales, Brassicaceae. The transcript has 5 exons. The record is from RefSeq and is a predicted model, not a curated record.